ACCACAAAAAUGAACCAACAAAUCGGAAGAGAAUCCCCGUCGAGUGUUCCGUUGACUAAUCGGCAGUGAAGUGAGCUAAGCAUCAUCAGAAGAUUCGCGCAUUGAAGCAAAUUCGAAGCUGUGAUUGUGUUAGAUGUAUACCAGUGUGUGUCUGUGUGAGUGUGGCCUAAGUGUUGUUUAGAGAAAGCAUUAAAAAGAUAUCAGCUAAACAGUGAAUAGUAACGUAAAGUCAUCCUCAGCCAGCCAGCAACGUGAUAGAAUCAAGUAACAGAAAAAGACAACGCCGCUGCUGACAACGUUUGAUAAGUGAAGUGAUCCUAUCUACCCUACCGCUAUGUAUAAAGUAGACGAACAUUAUCCAUCGAAAGACCUGGUCCCGUCGUUCCCGUUCCGCGAGGUGCAACUGCGGCUGGAUGCCGACCCGAGGCAAAAGUUCGACAUACUGCCCGAGCUGGGCCGCGGCACGUUCGGGACGGUGUUCCUGUGCCGCGAGAAGCACUCCGGGCUCGAGCUGGCCGCCAAGAUUGUGCCGUACAAGAAGAAGAAGGACCGGGCCGACAUGGUGCGCGAGAUCGACAUCAUGAGCUGCCUGCACCACCCGCGGCUCAUCCAGCUGUACGACGCGUUCGACUACGAGAACAAGUUCUACGUGAUCCUCGAGCUCAUCCAAGGAGGCGAGCUGUUCGAGCGCGUCAUUGACGACGACUUCGUGCUGACGGAGAAGGCGUGCGCCGUCUUUAUGCGACAGAUCUGCGAGGGCAUGGAGUACAUUCACAGCCGGAACAUCAUCCACCUUGACAUGAAGCCCGAGAACAUCCUGUGCCUCACGAAGACGGGCAACCGGAUCAAGAUCAUCGACUUCGGGUUCGCCCGCCGGUACGACCCGGACAAGAAGCUGCAGGUAAUGUUCGGCACGGCCGAGUUCGCCGCGCCGGAAGUGCUCAACUUUGACGAGAUCUACUUCUACACCGACAUGUGGAGCCUGGGCGUGAUCUGCUACGUGCUCCUGUCCGGACUGUCACCGUUCGUGGGGGGCGACGAUAUGGCCACGAUGAACAAUGUCCUGCAGGGGAAGUACUCGUUCACGUACAGCUCGUUCGAUGCGGUCUCGGAGAACGCCAAAGACUUCGUGGCCCGGCUGCUCGUGAAGGACGGCAAGCGGCGGCUCACGGCCAAGAAGGCGCUCGCCCACCGGUGGCUGGCGGAGACGAUGGCCCAGAGCACCACCGAGCUGUCGGUAACAAAAACGAAAUUGAAACGCUAUGUUAUCAAGAAACGCUGGAUCAAGGCGGUCAACACGAUCAUCGCACUGCGGCGGAUGGGGGCCCGGAUCGACUACGAUCUCGUGUGACACGUGAGGUGCACGUGGCCGCCCGAUAAUAACCGCGCCCGUCCGUUCACACAUCGAAGCCAACAGACACAAACACAUGCGCGCGCGCGCACACAUUGCGAACGGCGCAAAAACCCUGCCCAGCGCAACACCCGGCGCAGGGGAACACGUUUGCGCGCGCGAACCAGUUUGCCGGUGCGGUUUCCCGUUGCAUAAUUCAUUCGCCCGCGCACCGUCCGCACCCGACCCGAUCGUGCACCGGUGUGCCCGGCGUGCUUCCGGCCCGAUCUCUCGUGUGCCGCGCGAGUUCUUUCCUUCCACCGUUGGCGAUUACGUGGCGACCAAGCUU
Molecule: messenger RNA, 1679 nt
Organism: Anopheles bellator
Lineage: Eukaryota; Metazoa; Arthropoda; Insecta; Diptera; Culicidae
Product: myosin light chain kinase 2, skeletal/cardiac muscle-like
Exons: 5
Coding region: 335-1351 (338 amino acids)
Biological process (GO): intracellular signal transduction; protein phosphorylation; positive regulation of apoptotic process
Cellular component (GO): nucleus
Molecular function (GO): ATP binding; protein serine/threonine kinase activity
Source: RefSeq, a predicted model, not a curated record